Messenger RNA from Choloepus didactylus (southern two-toed sloth), 1414 nucleotides. RefSeq names its product pseudouridine synthase like 1 (gene PUSL1). The coding region runs from base 89 to 1081 and encodes 330 amino acids. Gene Ontology annotation, molecular function: RNA binding; pseudouridine synthase activity. Gene Ontology annotation, biological process: tRNA pseudouridine synthesis. Lineage: Eukaryota; Metazoa; Chordata; Mammalia; Pilosa; Megalonychidae. The transcript has 6 exons. The record is from RefSeq and is a predicted model, not a curated record.
GGGUCGCGCGCCAGGGCGCACGCGCGCGGGCCCCCUCGUGCGGCUGGGUCGCGUCCCCCCGCGGCGCGGCUCGGGUUCUGCGCGGACCAUGGGCUCGGCCCGAGCGCGCUACCUCGUGUACUUCCAGUACCUGGGCACCGGGUUCAACGGGGUCGCUGCUGUCAGGGGCGCCCAGCGCGCCGUCGGCGUCCAGAACUUCCUGGAGGAGGCCGCGGAGCGGCUGAAUUCGGUCGAGCCGGUCAAGUUCACCAUCUCCAGCCGCACCGACGCCGGAGUCCACGCGCUGAGCAAUGCGGCGCACCUGGAUGUCCUGCGCCGCCCCGGCCUGCCGCCCUUCUCCGCCCAGGUCCUGGCCGAGGCCCUCAACACGCACCUACGGCACCCCGCUAUCCGGGUGGUGAAGGCCUUCCGCGUGCCCGACGACUUCCACGCCCGCUUCGCGGCCACGUCCAGGACCUACCUGUACCGCCUGGCCACCGGCUGCCUCCGGCCGGGCCAGUUGUCCUUGUUUGAACGCAACCUGUGCUGGGCACUACGGGCUGACAGCCUGGACGUGACUGCCAUGCGGGAGGCCGCUGGGCACCUCCUGGGCACGCACGACUUCAGCGCUUUCCAGUCAGCAGGCAGCACAGCCCAAAGUUCGGUGCGCACACUGCGGCACAUCUCUGUGUUCCCCAGCCCAGCCAGCCCCUUUGUCCUCCCCGAGGAGAGCAGGAAGCUGCAGUUUUGGAGCCUGGAGUUCGAGAGCCAGUCCUUCCUGUACAGACAGGUGGGCUCUGCUCUGGUCCUGAGGGGAAGGGGGUGUGGAGGGGCCAAGGCACCUGCGGCAGAUUGGGCUCUGGGCUCACAGGUCCGGAGGAUGACGGCUGUGCUGGUGGCUGUGGGGCUGGGAGCUCUGGCACCCACCCAGGUCAAGGCAAUUCUGGAGAGCCGGGACCCUCUGGGCAAGCACCAGAAGUGUGUGGCCCCUGCCCAUGGCUUGUUCUUGAAGUCGGUGCUGUACAGGGACCUGGGUAAGAGGCGGUCCCUCCAAAGCAGGGCACCCCAGGCCAGCAGGGAUGAGCCCCCACCUCCAUGCUGACCUAGCACAUACCUACAGGUCCAGCUUCCAACCUUGGGUGCCCAGUGGGGCCAGCCGCAUGGAGCCAAAGGUGACCCAGGGGCCUGGCCCCACCUGCUUUCCUCCAUGCACGUGGGGGGGUCCCUGCACUUGCCUGGCAUCCCUGGCACCUGGAUGGCUCUCGUCCUGUCCCUGUGCCUGCCACACCCUGUCCCUCCCAAGGCUGGGCUGUCACAGCAGUGUGCCCCAAGAAGGGGGCACCCACAGCCCCUGCCUUUACUGGAAAUGGCUGCCCCAUGGACCCCCUGCCCCAUCUCCUGGAGACCCACAGGGGUGAAUAAAAGGCAGAAGGCA